This is a messenger RNA of Haemonchus placei, 1353 nucleotides long. NCBI's taxonomy places the organism in Eukaryota, Metazoa, Nematoda, Chromadorea, Rhabditida, Trichostrongylidae. The record is from the annotation of a GenBank genome assembly.
AUGAAUCGGACUUUGAGAAAGAUAGUCCGUGUGCAGGCUUUUGCGAGGAAACAGAUGUUCGACGGUUUGUUUCCAGCUUCGCCGUCGGUGUUUGCGCUUCGUUCAUCUCUUCUAAAUCUUCCAGAGUGCUCCCAGGAGUAAGAACUUCAAGAUGAGGAUGAAGAUAGUCAAUAUCGUUCUCGCUACUGGUUUCGAACUUGUGAUCAGUCGACACAGUUCCUCCAGGAGUAGGCGUCACACCGGAUUGCAAGUCUUCGAUAGCCGAUCGAAGAUCACACAACGAGAUGACACCAACAAGUCGACCGGCCUUCGUCACGUAUGCUCGUUUUAGGCCGAGUAAGGAGAACAAUGAAUGCACAUCUUCUCCAUGCAAAUCGAACUCAGUAUCCUGAUCCUUUUUGCUCCUGCCCUUGCGAGUUAUGGAACGGAAAACUUCUCCGAUGGUAUGGUAAGGAUCCGCCUGAGACUGCACUCCGACUGUGGCUAAUCGCUUCGUGCCCAUUGCGAGAAUUCUUUGCUUUUGAUAGUCAGGAAUGGGAACACCACCGGAUGAGCUGAAGACCGCCGAACACAUAUUGUCCGUCUUCACAGAUAGUUGUGGUAUCGUUCCAUCGUUACUUGUAUCAGCUGCUUUUAUCGUAAAGCGUUUCGUGCCCAUCGGAGAUGUGAUAUCAGAGACCUUAGAUGUCAUUAAGUUCCCGGUACCGACCACGUGAUACCGCCUGCUCAUGUCAUUGAGAACACCACGUAUUCUUUGCGUCGCCUCAGCCUGUCUCGCUCUCACACCUAAUUUCGACUGAAUCAGUUUGAAGAGAUGUGGACGAGUCACCGACCCCAGCAAAACCAUCGAAUGCUUAUUUUCCACCAGUGGGAAUGCUCUCACAUGAGCCAUUUUCAAGAUUACAUCCUGCACCUCACCAUAGGUCGAGUCUUUGCCCACGUACGCGACUGGAGUAGUCAUGAAUUGUUCAGCUGAUAGAGAAUGGUACCAACUACAGCAUAGGCACCAGGGUGAAUAACGCGAGAAUUAUCGCCCGCAAUUACAUGUGGAUACCACACACGAAGUACCUCGCCUGUGUAUCGACCAAACGCUCCUCCAAGUACGAAAACUGGCAUAAAUAUCCCUGCUGGAACUGGAAGAGUUGAAGCGAUUAUUGAUAAGAUAAAAAAUGUUAUUUGAAAUGCAACAAGUGAGUGGAAAAUGCUUAUGUCCCCAUUUGGUCCAAUCCACGACUCGUUGACUGCUCGAGGACAUGAGUACGGAGUGUCAUGGAUCCACGAACAAGCGAUGAAGAAAUCAUGCACUGUGUGACUGAAUACUUCCUCACCAGCAAGAUAUUUUCCAAAGCCUAG